UGUGAGGAGCCGGAGCCGGGCCGGGCCGGGCCGGGGCCAUGGCGGAGCCGGGCUUCGUGCGGACGCUGGAGAAGCGGGACGGCUCGGCGCUGCGGCUGCAGCAGCGCGGCGCGGGCGGGGUGGGCUGCGUGGUGUGGGACGCCGCCCUGGUCCUGGCCAAGUUCCUGGAGCGCGGGGCCCCGGGCCGGGCCCUGCACCGCCGCGCCGUGCUGGAGCUGGGCGCGGGCACCGGCGCCGUGGGCAUCAUGGCGGCCACGCUGGGGGCAGAUGUUACGGUCACUGAUCUUGAGGAACUUCAGGAUUUGCUGAAUAUUAAUAUUGAAAAGAACAAGCAUCUUGUCACAGGCUCAGUUCAAGCCAAGGUACUGAAAUGGGGUGAAGAUGUAAAAGAAUUUCUGCCUGCACCAGAUUAUAUACUUAUGGCUGACUGCAUUUACUAUGAGGAGUCAUUAGGGCCAUUACUGAAGACCCUGAAAGACCUGUCAGGUCCUGAUACCUGUAUCAUAUGUUGUUAUGAACAAAGGACUAUGGGUAAGAACCCGGAAAUAGAGAGAAAAUACUUUGAGCUGCUCCAGAUGGACUUUGAGUUGGAAAAGGUUCCACUGGAGGAACAUGAUGAGGAGUAUCGGAGUGAGGACAUUCACAUCUUGAACAUCCGAAGGAAAAAAUCAGAAUUUCCCAUCGUGAGAUCUUUGACCAUAUUAUCUGAUCCUCUGGAGAGAAGAGAGCGUGUCAAUUAAUUCAAAGAGGCUGUCUCCAAAGCUGUUCAUGGCAAAAUUUACAGAAUGUCUUCUAGACGGCGGAUUCAGGAUGAGACAUAAGGAGACAGAGGGUCAUUUGCUAUAGAACCACAGGCAGUGUCCGUCUUAGAGGACAAACGAGAUCUGUUAAUAUUGACAAAGCAGCCUCACCAAGAGAGAGCUAAAAAUGGGACUGAAAUGUAAUCUAGACUGAUGUCCUGUUCCAUUCAUCUGCAUGGGCCAUCUGUCUAGAUGGGAGGGCCACACUGGUGAAUUGGAGACACAUUCAAUGUGCUGAGUUCAAACAAUCAGAUCCAAGCGUUCCAUAACAAAGCCUGCCUGAACAGGGGGGCGUGCAGGAAGCUGAAGGUCACCCACUUUUCCCGAAGAAGAAACUCCUUAUCCUGACUGAAUUUCACCUUAAAUUAAGAGCAGAUGUCUAUGUAUACUUCAUAAAGAGUUUGUACUUGA
Messenger RNA from Malaclemys terrapin pileata, 1211 nucleotides. It is a transcript of the gene VCPKMT, whose product is annotated as valosin containing protein lysine methyltransferase. The record is from RefSeq and is a predicted model, not a curated record. NCBI's taxonomy places the organism in Eukaryota, Metazoa, Chordata, Testudines, Emydidae. Gene Ontology annotation, cellular component: cytosol; cytoplasm. Gene Ontology annotation, biological process: peptidyl-lysine methylation. The transcript has 6 exons. Bases 39 to 740 code for a protein of 233 amino acids. Gene Ontology annotation, molecular function: protein-lysine N-methyltransferase activity.